This is a messenger RNA of Leucoraja erinaceus (little skate), 3273 nucleotides long. It is a transcript of the gene sfxn2, whose product is annotated as sideroflexin 2. Gene Ontology annotation, molecular function: monoatomic ion transmembrane transporter activity. Gene Ontology annotation, cellular component: mitochondrial inner membrane. The record is from RefSeq and is a predicted model, not a curated record. Lineage: Eukaryota; Metazoa; Chordata; Chondrichthyes; Rajiformes; Rajidae. The transcript is spliced from 12 exons. Bases 195 to 1172 code for a protein of 325 amino acids. Gene Ontology annotation, biological process: serine import into mitochondrion; monoatomic ion transport.
AGCUGGGCGAUCGUUCCGCCAGCGCAAACUACGCAUGCGUGAAGUUCAGGCUUGGGCGCUCGUUCCGCCAGCGCAAACUGCGCACGCGUGGACAUUCGGUCCGGCCGUUCCCCAGAGGGAAAAGCAGCCAAGUUGAUGCUUUAUUUUACCGCCCAACUUGCGCUUGUAAGAAAUAAAUGCUCAGAUUUUGAACAAUGGCAGGAAACAUGAUGGAUCUCAGUAAAUUUAACAUUGACGCCCCGAGAUGGGAUCAGAGCACUUUCAUGGGACGGUUAAAGCACUUUUUCAACAUCACAGACCCACGCACAGUCGGUGUAUCCAAUGCAAACCUCGAUAAGGCAAAGGAUCUGGUGGACAGAUGCAGAGCUGGCACUCUACUCCCGGGUACGACCAAGGAACAGUUGCUGUACGCAAAGAAGCUCUACGACUCUGCGUUCCACCCCGACAGCGGAGACAGGAUGAACUUAAUUGGGCGAAUGUCAUUUCAAGUCCCUGGCGGCAUGGCAAUCACUGGCUUAAUGCUACAGUUUUACAGGUCUGUUCCAGCUGUGGUAUUUUGGCAGUGGGUGAAUCAGUCAUUCAAUGCCUUGGUCAACUACACUAAUAGAAAUGCUGCAUCGCCAAUAACUGCAAAACAAAUAGGCGUUGCGUACUUAACUGCAACCAGCACUGCGCUGGCCACUGCUGUUGGAUUGAACCUCUACACAAAGAAAGCUCCACCCCUAUUGGCCCGUUGGGUCCCUUUUGUUGCCGUGGCAGCUGCUAACUGCGUAAACAUUCCAAUGAUGAGACAGCAGGAAAUUAUAAGUGGAAUCACCGUGACUGAUGAAAAUGAGAAUAAGCUGGGAGAAUCCAGGAUUGCAGCUGUAAAGGGUAUCACGCAAGUAGUGAUCUCUAGAGUUACCAUGGCCGCUCCAGGAAUGAUCAUUCUGCCCAUCAUAAUGGAAAAGUUGGAGAAGUAUCCUUUCAUGCAAAGAAUUAAGUUCUUUCAUGCCCCACUGCAAGUGACGCUGGUUGGAUGCUUCUUAAUCUUUAUGGUGCCAGCUGCAUGUUCACUUUUCCCUCAGAGGUGUUCUAUGGCAACUUCUAAAUUGGAUCCAGAGCUGAAGGAGUCAAUAACCACCAUGUACGGAGACAAAGUGAAGUACGUCUACUUCAACAAGGGACUGUAAGCUUUAGGACAUGACACCUUAGGAAGAGCAGAGGACUCCUUUAAUUUUAUGACAUCUCCACACAAUCAACGACGCUGGAAACAAUAAGAAAAGACGGCAACUGCAGUAUGGCGUUAAAACAAAACUCCCACUACCUCCAUCUCCACGGGUUGUGGUUGAGUCAUUCACUGCAAUGCAUUUAGCAUCUGUUAAUGAUUUUUCAACUGAGUAACUUGGCAGGGAAAAAUAAUAAUUCACUUCACACGCACAAGAAAGAUGAGGAACUUCAGACUGAAUCGAAUGGCCUGGAUACGCACAAGUAUAUGUACACAGUUCUUGGAAAUGGAGUUAGGUUAAAUAUGCUUCCUGGCAUUUCACCAAUUGAAAGUGGAAAGCAGAGAGGACAUUUACGAUUCACCCUCUGAAGGGAGAUAUGGGGAAGGGGUGGGCUGGUUGCAGUUAUCCAGAUCCCACAAAAUCAAAGAAUAGUUUAUUUUUUUUAUUAAUUUUACAACAUAAAAGUGGAACUGCAAUCAUAGUCAAACAGCACAGAAACAGGACCGUCGGCCCGACUCGCCUGUGCCAACCAAGAUGCCCCAUCUAAGCUAGUCUCAUUUGCCCGCAUUCGGCCCAUAUCCCUCUAAACCAUUACUGCCUGUACCUGUCCAAAUGUGUUUGUAUCUCCACGGCUGGAAGGUUCUUAGAUAGAGUCAUACAGCAUGAAAUCAGGCCCUUCGGCCCAACUUGUCUAUGCCGACCAAACUUGUCCCAUUUGCCUGCUUAGGCCCUUAUCCCUCUAAAUCUUUCCUAUCCAUGUACCUUUCCAAGUGUCUUUAAAAUUCUGUUAAAGUACCUCUGGCACCUCGUUCCAUAUACCCACCACCCUCUGAGUGAAAUUGUUGCCCCAUGGGUUCCUAUUAAAUCUUGCCCCUCUCACAAUGUGCCUUGGUCAUUAAUUCACCUAUUCUAGGUAAAAGACCCUGUGCCUUCACCCUAUCUAUUCCACUCAUGAUUUUAUACACCUCUGUAAGAUUAUGGCUCAGCCUCUUGUGUUUCAAUAAAGUUCUAGCCUGACAAACCUCUCCCUAAAUCUCAGGCCAUCUAAUAUUGGCAACAGGGUGGCACAAUGGCGCAGUGGUAGAGUUGCUGCCUCACAGCGCCUGAGACCCAGGUUUGAUCUUGACUACAGGUGCUGCCUGACGAAGUUUAUAUGUUCUCCCUGUGACCACGUGGGUUUUCUCUGGGUGCUCCGGUUUCUUCCCACAUUUCAAAGAUGUGCAAGCUUGUAGGUUAAUUGGCCUCUCUAAAUUGUCCCUAGUGUGUAGGAUCAAACUAGUGUACGGGGUGAUCGCUGGUCGGCACGGGCUAGGUGGGCCAAAGGGCCUGUUUCCACACUGUAUCUCUCAGCCAAGCUAAACAUCCUCAUGAAUCUACUCUUCAGUCGUGAUAAAUUGGCCAUCCAGUGCCUGUAUCAAACGUCCCCAGGUUAAGUGACACCAGGUUAGGCGAAGCCAUCUGACUGCACAAUUCGGGAAUAACACUCAUCGAGCUUGCGAGAUUAUCCGACUCACUUUUUCUAUGUGCCAAAAGAUGCCGGAUUAGGAAUAGAAGAUGAAAAUAGAGUCUGGAACAACUGGCCAUUCUAGACAGAGAUCAGAAAACAAUUCUGCAGACACAUGUUUGAGAAGAGCAGAAGGUUUCUUGGAAGUUUACAUCAUAUCAAGGAUCGCUGGUUGGCACGGGUUUGGUGGGCUGAAGAGCCUGUUUCCACGCUGUAUCUUUAAAGUCCUAAGACUUCUCACGAUCAAUUGGUGGUUGGAUGAGGAUGAACGAGUGAGUGGAUGGGCAGUUGUGGUAUCGGGAGGUAGGGAGCAAACUUGUAAGCAAUGUUUGUUUAAUUCUUUGAGCUUUUAGUCGUAAAAAUCACAGACAAUAACAAUGUGAAAAGGCCAAAUUCCCAAUGGUGCUAACGUCACAAGGAUCAUUAUGUGGGAUAUACACCCGUAGGUCUAUGCUAGUGACCUUUUUAAUUACAGAGAGUUGCAAUGAGAAUUAUGGAGCAACUGCUGCAUAGAAUAAGCUGGAAAUUUGCAUUGGACAAUAAAUGCUGUUUACAAUAAAA